CAGAGACAGAGGAAGAGAGAGCAGCCGAGCGGAGGGCUAGCGACAGAAGAGAAACAAACACAGAAGAAGAGCAAGGGUCUGACAUGAGAGCAGAGGAGUAAACUGUCUGCAGACAUGUCCUCCCGGGCUGAGAGUAAGACAGCCUCCCAGAUUGCAUAUCUCACCAUGAGGUUGAAGGAUAAGCUCCACCCACAGCGGACGAGACGUCCUGUCAGACUCACCCCAUCAUUGAGAGUCAAACCACCUGACCUGAACCUGCAGCAGCCCCAGUCGUCAGGUGUGUUCGCGGACCAGCAGCGGGCCGUGGUCAGCUCCCUGCAGUACUUUAAGGCUCUGGUGGACCGACUGGGUGUUGACAAACCUGGCGUGGACAAACCGGUUCUGAACCAGUCUGUGGUCGGUGGUCUGCUGGGUGGGGCUUCUGGGGGGGUCCUGGAGGCGGUCCAGACUCUGGUCCAGCUGGAGCCUCGCCUACACAGCAGUAAGACGGUCGCUGCCUGUCUUGCUCGCCUCUACCGCUCUCUGGGUCAGCUGAUUCACUGGACUGAUCAGGUGAUGUUGCAGAGUGUCUCCCACGACAACAAGGAGUCGACAGAGAGUGUUACCAAAGUGAUCAGGACCUUGCUGGACAACGUCAAGGAUCUGGUUCGAUUGGUUGCAGAGAGACAAGAAGGCUCCGCCCCCCUGUCACCUGUCCAGCCAGAGUCAUCAGGGUUUGAUGAGCAGGCAAUAUCGUCCUGCAGGAAUCCUGCUGAUGAGAAGGAGAAGAACAUGGGGGUGGAGCCAACAAAGAGAGGGGAGGUGCAAAUACUUUCAGCUCCUCCCAAACCUCCUAUGCCCAUCCCAGAGUCGCUCACUCAGGUGACCCCCCAGCUGGGACAGAGUCCUCCAGCUCUGCCUCCCAAGAAGCGCCAAUCAACAUUAAGCCCCACCCCCUGCAGGGUUGCCAUAGUAGCGCCAAUGAGAAGAGAGACUGAAAUAGAAACACCGGCUGAACAGGACGACGACUGUUUGAAGAGAUGCUCCAUUUCCUCUGCCGACUGUUUUCCUCAGAAUGAACACACGGAGGACGAUCCAGACUAUGCCUUCCUCGACACAGAUCAGUCCUCCUCGGAGACGCUCCCCCCUCUCCCUGGUUCCUCCUGUCUCCCUCCUGCCCUGCCGGAGAAGAGGCGACGCAGCACCACAGGUAACACAAGCUCCCAGACUCAGCCAUGCUUUGGGUUUGAUUCUGCCCCUGAGGACCAGAGCAAUGCCAAGUGUGAUGACAACACAGGCCCAGAUGAACCUGUCUCCUCCCCUUUGUCCCCCAGCAAGACACCCCCUCCCCUCCCUGAGAAGAAACGACACAUCCACGAGUACCUUCAGUUCUGUUCGUCCUACAGCGAUCAGUCUCCACUCAUGUUCUAUCAGAGGCCUCCAGGUUUCAGUCAGAGAUACAACAGCCGAUAUCGAGAGCUCGACGCCUCCUACCAGCUCUCUCACACACACCUGGACACACAGCUGGACGCAGACUUCACUCCCUCACCUGAGCUGAUUCCUGCUCCGAUUCUACCACCGAAGAAGAAGCAGCAGGACUCAGCUGACAGGCCGACUGAAGAGGGCCAGGGCGGAGACAGUACCCAGAGUGUCCAGCAGGAGGUGGAGCGUGACAGGAGAAGCAGCACGGAGGAGCAGGAGGAGGUGUUACUGACUGACAAGAAGAAGAUUCUCAGCAGAAUCACCAUGAAGUCUGAGGAGGAGGAGGGUCCUGAUGUAAAGGCAGCCUCACCUGAUGUCCUAUUGGUCUAUGCUACGGGGACCAGCAGCAGAGACCAGGACCUGUACCGUGAAGCCUUCCUCUGCACCUACAGGAGCUUCAUCAGCCCAAACGAUGUCAUCAGCAAACUCCAGCACAGGUACAGACACCUGUGUGGCAGACGGGAACAUGCAGACCUGACAGCUGCCAAAAACACUUUCCACCUGCUGGUUGGCGUGGUGGACGAACUAUGUGCGAUAGAGCUCGACUCUGAUGUGCUUCUGCUACUGAUGGACUUGGUGUUCAGCCUUCUGAUUGGUGGAGAGCUGGGACCGGCCCACCAGCUGCGCUCCAACAUCCUGUCAAAGAUGGAGAAGAGGUGGAAGCUAAUUGGCUCACCUCAGUCACUCCGUCCACUUGCUGCCAAGGGUGUGGCUGCCAGACCAGGAACUCUGCUGGACUUCAGGAGUCAGGAUUUAGCUGAACAGUUGACUCUGCUGGAUGCUGAACUCUUCACAAAGAUCGAGCUUCCAGAGGUGUUGCUGUGGUCAAAGGAGCAGAAUGAGGAGAAGAGUCCCAACCUGACAGAGUUCACUCAACACUUUAACAACGUCUCCUUCUGGGUUCGUUCCGUCAUCAUCCUUCAGGACAAACCUCAGGACAGAGAGAGGCUGCUGCUGAAGUUCCUGAAGAUCAUGAAGCACCUGAGGAAGCUCAAUAACUUUAACUCGUACCUGUCAAUCCUGUCAGCGCUGGACUCUGCCCCUCUGCGACGCCUGGACUGGCAGAAAAGCACCUCAGAGGCUUUGGAGGAGUUCAGCACCUUGAUCGACAGUUCAUCCUCUUUCAGAGCCUACAGAGCAGCGCUGGCUGAAGUGGAGCCUCCCUGUAUACCCUACCUGGGUUUGAUUCUGCAGGACUUGACUUUUGUCCACCUUGGGAAUCCCGACACCUUGAUGACAUCACAGGGUUCAAAGGUUAACUUUUCCAAACGCUGGCAGCAGUUUAACAUCCUGGACACCCUGAGGAGCUACCAGCAAGUGAGCUACACUCUGCUGCCUGAUGAUGACAUCAUUUCCUUCUUUAACGACUUCAGCGAUCACCUGGCUGAGGAGGCGCUGUGGGAGCUCUCUCUCAAGAUCCGCCCAAAGAACACUCCUCGAGCCAAUCAGAGAUGAGCUUUGGUAUAGGCGCAGCGGGUCAUGCAGCUAAUCGGCUGCACCUGUUUUGAUGCUAAUACGCUGUAACACAGAGAACUGACCCGGUGCCAAACCGGGGAGCGAGUGCCGAGAGUGAGACAUUACAGGCACAGACACAUGCAGGGUAAAACCUACAGACAUUUUACUACCAGAGGUUUCCUUCCCUCCCUCGCUCCUGUUAACAGAAACAUAUUCAGAUUCUGGUCCGGUACCCACAGAUGGAUCAGAGAGACUUCCAGAUUUUGUUGAAGGACGAAAAACUGCUUCCAAACAUCCAUGAAACAUCACUGCUUACCUGCCUGUCAACUCACCUGCCCUUACCUGAUGGUGGAAACCUCACCUCAGUACCGUGUCUUUAAGGCCACAAAAAUUAGUUAAUGAUUAAAGCUGAUCCCACCUGACCAUCUUGGGAUUUCCAGUGGAAAGAUUCCCUGCUUAGUAGGAAUGAUGCAAAAUUUCAGCUCCCUUUAAGGGAUGAAGGUCCGACUGUUUUAGAUGUUUUUCUAGCACCGGUUUUGAUCUGUAUUUAAAUGCAUCACGCUCGGUCCAGUUACUCUGAGGGUAACUGGACUGGUUCUCAUGUAGUCCUCUAAUUUUUAAUUCAGUUUUAUUUAUAAGGAGCGUCGUACUGUAAGGCAGACCCUACAAUAAUGCAGAGAAAACCCUACAAUCAGACGCCUCCCUAUGAGCAAGCACUUGAUGACAGUGGGAAGGAAAAGCUCCCUUCUAACAGGAAGAGUCCUCAGGCCCAGGGUGGAGCAGCUGGAGUUGAUGAGCACUCAAAGCACUUUAUAUGCUUUUUUCACUCAUUCUUACUCACUCACACUUCAUUUCUACAUCUGUGUGUUUCCUGUCUGAAGGUCCUUUCACAUCGGAUGCCGCGCUGACCGCUAGCUAGAGCGAACGACCCAAAAUUUGCGUUGUGCUGGCUGCUGCGCUCUGCUUGUACGAGAUGUGCCCACUUCCUGUCAUUUCAAAACACGUAUCUUUUCCAUUGGAUCCUCUACCAGAGCUUGUGUUCAAAUGUUUAAUUAAAGAAGAAAGCUUUGUAA
This is a messenger RNA of Oreochromis aureus, 3989 nucleotides long. RefSeq names its product rap guanine nucleotide exchange factor 1-like. Gene Ontology annotation, molecular function: guanyl-nucleotide exchange factor activity. The transcript has 23 exons. Bases 115 to 2916 code for a protein of 933 amino acids. Gene Ontology annotation, biological process: Ras protein signal transduction; positive regulation of GTPase activity. Lineage: Eukaryota; Metazoa; Chordata; Actinopteri; Cichliformes; Cichlidae. Gene Ontology annotation, cellular component: plasma membrane. The record is from RefSeq and is a predicted model, not a curated record.